UUCUUAUUAAUUUAAUAAUUUUUAAAUGAUUCUCAGUUAAAUUUAUUCUCAUUGUAUACUCAUUGCAUCUUCAAUUCUUAGCAGUAACUAUGUCUCGAGUAUAAUAAAACGCAAAGAUAUUUCUCUCUCUCUCUCUCUCUCUCUCUCUCUCGUACCCAUGUAUUCGCGGUCUAUCUUCCGCCCGCCACUGGUAUCGUUACCCCCACUCUUAUUACUCUCCUCCUUUUCUCUCUCUCUCUCUCUCAAUCUCUCUCUCUCUUUCACUUUUUCUCUCUUUCUCUUUUUCAUUUUAUCUCUCUCACUCGCUUGCCUCUCGUCACAGCGUAUAGUUCGACGAGGCGCGCGCGCGCGAGCGGACGAGCGAGAGCGGUCGGUUCGCACAGUGCGCGCUGGCAGCGCGCACACGCGCGCGCUCAGUGAUCGCGAUUCGCGACAUCCCGCGGGACUGGGAGUCGUCCGCCGGCAGCUGCGGCCAAUAAUCUUUAACUUUUCUUUUCUUUUGUUUUUUUCUUAAUUUAUUUUUUCCCCCUAUUCUUUUUUCUUUUUGUUUUUUCUUUUCCAUUUUUUUUCCUUCCGUUCUCUCGUCGCGGGCGCGCGUGCGCGAGCGCGCAUUCCCCCCUCCCUUUUUUGGUUUCUCUGUUUCCCUGUGUUCCUUUGAUUCUUUUUUUUUUGUCUUUUCAUAUUUUUUUCCUCCCCUCCAAUUUUUCUCCUUGUUUCGUUCUAAUACGCGUCUUCGUUUUUUCGUUUUUUUGUUUUCUUUUUUUGGUUUUGUUUUUUUUCUCUUCUCGAAAGAAUUUUUCGAGGUUAAAUUACGCUUUGUUGUUCGGUUAAAAGAAAAGAAAAGAAAAGAAAAGAAAAGAAAAGAAAAGAAGAGGAAAAGAAAAGAAAAGAAAACAAAAGACAAAAUCGACGCCAUGUUGUUGAUGUGCGACAGAGGAGGAUAAUAUACAAAAUUGAAGAGCGAGAGUGGGAGAGGGAGGCAGAGAGAGAGAGAGAGAGAGAGAGAGACAGACAGAAAAAAAAAGUAAGAAGAUGAAGAGAGAGAUGGAAUGAUCAUUUUCGAAAGGAGGAAACGCCGCGUGUUAAAGAGAGAGAGAGAGAGAGAGAGAGAGAGAGAAAGAGAUAUAUCGAGUUAUAACCUUGUUUACGAAGAAAGAAAGUGUAUCUACGAGAAAACGAGCUUUGUAAAGUAAAGUGGGGGGGAGGGGAAGGAGAAACAAAAAGGAAAAGAAAAAAGAGAAACAAAAAGAAAGAAAGAAACAAAGAAAAGGAAGAAAAACCGAGAAUCUUACCCUCCCCCCUCCUCCAUCCCCAUCGUGCACCAACGUCGUCCUCCUCUCUGACCCCAUUUCCUUCUCCCCACCCUGUACCAUCCGUUUUUCUUUCUUCUUUUCUUCUUCUUUCCUUUUUCGAUCUCUCCUUCUGUUAGAAUGGACGAAUCUGGAAUCGACAUGGGAUUCGAUCUCGCCGCCCUUACCGAUAUCGACACAACGAAUGAUCAACACGGAUUUGGUGAGGACGAUUUCGAACAGGCAUUAUCCCUACUCUCGACCACUACGAAAGAUUUUAUGUAUUACGAGUUGAAGAGCCGCGCUCCGGACACCGGCAGUCCACCGACAUUCAAAACCGCGACACCGACUUCGCGAACGCAAUUGAAGCUGCAGCUGAUGCGAGAGCAGCUGCAGGAACAAGAGAGACGAGAAGCUGAGUUUCGACAAAGCUUACAACAACAGAGACCAGCAGCUGCACAUCCCAGGCCUGUACCUCCUACGCCUUUGUCAACCAUUGGCGUAGACGUACCACCACAAGUUUUACAAGUGCGUACAUUGUUGGAGAAUCCAACGAGGUAUCACGUCGUACAAAAACAGAAGAAUCAAGUAAGACAAUACCUUCAAGAAUCUUUUCGUGGUGUGGAUUGUGGUAAUGGAGUAAAUGCCGUACUUGGUAGUACUGGUAACGAUAGCAGUGCUGGAGGAACACCAGUUGAUAUUGGAAGAGUAGCAUCAUCAACGGCACCAUCACUUCCACCGGCACCGGUUUUACCAAUGGUCGUGCACAGUGCACCACCAGGACCGGCGGUUCAUCAUCAGAAACCGCAGCAUCCUCAUCUAGCUUCGUAUCCACGUGCACCGGGACUUUUGUCUCAUGGUAAUCCGGUCUCUGCUAGUCCCGAUCCCACUACAGGUGCAAUGUCCCCAGGACUAUCUAGCGUAGCUACCAGUAAUUCUGAGGCGGAAGACCUCCUGGACGAUAUCCUGUCGUUCGAGGCUGGAUCCUUGGGCGACGGAUUAAAGGACGGGCAUGCUGGUAGUCUUUCGAAUUUGCCCGAUCUUCAAAUUAAACCUGAACCUCUUUUGCUCACAGAAGCGGAGAUUCAUGCCUUGGCGAAGGAUCGACAGAAAAAGGAUAAUCAUAAUAUGAUCGAACGACGAAGGCGUUUUAACAUCAACGACAGGAUCAAGGAGCUUGGCACUCUCCUCCCUAAGACCAAUGACCCAUAUUACGAAAUUGUACGAGACGUUAGGCCAAACAAAGGAACUAUCCUGAAAUCAUCGGUGGAGUAUAUAAAAUUAUUGAAGAACGAAUUGACGAGGAUGAAACAGAACGAGCUGAGGCAUAAACAAUUAGAGCAUCAAAAUCGUCGUUUACUAUUACGCGUUCAGGAAUUGGAACUUCAAGCGAAGGCUCAUGGACUUCCGGUAUCCGAUUUUAAUUGGGCAUCGACUUCCGGCAGCAUACUAAACACCUUUCCGAGGAGUAAGCUCGAGCAACGAAAGGUACACAUUCCAGAUCUCGUAGCGGAGGAAACGACAACGCCAUUGAGUAUGUCUCAAUUCGAGGAUCUCAUGGAGGACGACACGAGUGGUCCAGUUCAUGGUGGUGAUCCGAUGUUGUCGUCACCACAUUUACCACCAUUGAGUCCACCAGCAGCAGCUUGUCAUCAUGGUUUACCAGACGAAGACACGUUAGGUAGUUUGACGGCAACCACUUCGAAUUCUUCAUCGGACAUGGACAUAGUCGCGUAGCCAAGAAGAAAUGCCACCACGUUAUCCUUUCGAUCUCAAGCUCGUAUUCGUUUCAACGUCCUCUCGUUUUCAUCGAUGGAUGAACAUCGAAACGUUCGUCCUCCUCCUCGUCCUUUUCCUCGUCCUCCUCUUCGUCCACCUCCUCCUCCUCCUCCACCUCCACCUCCACCUCCACCUCCUCUUCUUUCACAUCCUCGUCCUGGUCCUCAUCCUCGUCGCCUUCUUAUCGGAUUCCAAUGUCGUUCAUGUGACGAUCAGAGAAAAAAGUUUCAAGAGAGAAACGAGAUGAGAAAAAGAAGAAGAAGAAGAAGAAGAAGAAGAAAAAGAAAGGAAAAAAGGAUUUGUCGUUGGUUCGUACGAGCCCAAAAUAAUAGAACGAAGAAAAGGAACAGGGGAAAGGGGGAGAAAAGAGAAAAGAAAAAGAACAAUGAAG
Molecule: messenger RNA, 3459 nt
Organism: Vespa mandarinia (Asian giant hornet)
Lineage: Eukaryota; Metazoa; Arthropoda; Insecta; Hymenoptera; Vespidae
Gene: Mitf
Product: transcription factor Mitf
Biological process (GO): regulation of transcription by RNA polymerase II
Cellular component (GO): nucleus
Molecular function (GO): protein dimerization activity; DNA-binding transcription factor activity, RNA polymerase II-specific; RNA polymerase II cis-regulatory region sequence-specific DNA binding
Source: RefSeq, a predicted model, not a curated record